AUGGAUAUUCUUACAAUAUACAUCUGCAUUGCCGCUGGGGUCGCAGUAAUAUUUUGGCUGCGCCGGCUACUUUACCGUUUCCUCUUCCACCGUGCCCUACAACCUUACCUGAUUCAACGUUGGUGCUUCUUUGAACCAAUCACCCGCUGGAGAGCCGUUCUCUGGGUUGUUCACUGGGCUACCACUUUGAUAUGCAAUUUCAUUGGUGUAAAAGAUCGCCAGGAAGUCAGUUCAAGAGCAGGAACCCUUGCCAUGCUUCAUUUUGUCCCACUAUUUUUCACUCGGCAAUUCAGCUUUGCUGCUGAUCAGUUGGGAAUCUCUCUUGCAGCACACCGCCAUCUACAUCAGGCUCUUGGAAUUAUGGCUGUUCUUCAAGCAGCUCUGCAUGUAUCUGUUGUCCUUUGGGAUAAAGUUAUGGAGUUCAGUGACCGGGUUUUACGCUUUGGUUUCGUGGUUGUGGAAGUACUGAAACGGUCAGGUGUUGUGGAGCUGACUUUCUCCCCUUCCCGGCCUUGGAAGGUACAAGCUGCUGCUACAGUGUCUGUGAUUGUGAGAGUUCAGUCUGGGCUAUCUAUGGCGUUGGCUCUAACCCCACAUCGACGACUGCGAGCCAUUGUGGACGGGCCGUAUGGAGGUGCAAGGCAGCGAGAACACUGGGAUGAAAUGAAGUUUCAUGAUUCAGUGAUGUUGUUUGCAACAGAUAUUGGCGUGGCUGGCCAAUUACCAUAUGUGCGGGAUCUGCUGCGAAUUUUUAUUUCAGCUGGAAAAUCAAUGGUGGAUCGUGGUGGAGGGCUACGCAGGUAUCGCAUCACCUUGCUGUGGGAGAUUAGUGAGGAGUGUUAUCAAAAUUGGGUUCGUGAUUGGAUUGAUCAAUUGUUUGAGGAGGAUGACAAGUCUUUGAUUCUGCAUUUUGUCGUAUACAUCAUCAAUCGCCCGGAUUCUGAUGCAGACAGAGCAAAACUUUUCCCAUCUCGUGGAAGAGUGUUUCAUGAAAGAAUGAAUGUGGAGCAAAUUAUUGCAAGAGAGCUAGCUGAAUGGGAUGGAAAGAUUAUUGUUACUGGUUAUCUCCGCCAAUUCGGUAGUGCGGGAUGA
Histoplasma mississippiense is the source of this 1092-nucleotide messenger RNA. RefSeq lists its product with no specific name. The coding region runs from base 1 to 1092 and encodes 363 amino acids. Gene Ontology annotation, molecular function: ferric-chelate reductase activity. NCBI's taxonomy places the organism in Eukaryota, Fungi, Ascomycota, Eurotiomycetes, Onygenales, Ajellomycetaceae. Gene Ontology annotation, cellular component: plasma membrane. The record is from RefSeq and is a predicted model, not a curated record. Gene Ontology annotation, biological process: intracellular iron ion homeostasis; iron ion transport; copper ion import. The transcript is spliced from 6 exons.